Molecule: messenger RNA, 1718 nt
Organism: Vitis riparia (riverbank grape)
Lineage: Eukaryota; Viridiplantae; Streptophyta; Magnoliopsida; Vitales; Vitaceae
Product: ethylene-responsive transcription factor RAP2-12-like
Exons: 3
Coding region: 128-1267 (379 amino acids)
Biological process (GO): regulation of DNA-templated transcription; ethylene-activated signaling pathway
Molecular function (GO): DNA binding; DNA-binding transcription factor activity
Source: RefSeq, a predicted model, not a curated record
AGUUAGAACUCAUUUUUCGGAAGAAAAACCCUGCAAAUUCUCUCUUUUUUCGCUUCCAAUUUCGAAAUCGAUUUCCAUUUCUCAGCUUUCGAGCCCUCAUAAUCUCUCCCACAAUCUGUGAGAAACCAUGUGUGGUGGUGCCAUCAUCUCCGACUUCAUUCCGGCGAGCCGCUGCCGCCGGCUCGACGAGGAUUACUUCCCCGCCCUCAAAAAACGCACCUCCGGCAACCACUGUUCCAAGUCGCUCUGGUCCGAAGGCGUCGAGGACGAUGACGACGACGACUUCGAGGCCGAUUUUCUGGGUUUCAAGGAUGACUCCGACGACGAGGAGGAUGACAUCAAGCCUUCCGCUUUCUCCGCUGCGAAGCCACAGGGCUAUACAGGUAUAAAAUCUGUGGAAUUUAAUGGGCAAGCUGAAAAAUCUGCAAAGAGAAAGAGGAAGAAUCAGUAUAGAGGAAUCCGACAACGCCCUUGGGGAAAAUGGGCUGCAGAGAUCCGUGAUCCAAGAAAGGGGGUUCGAGUUUGGCUUGGGACUUUCAACACUGCUGAAGAAGCUGCAAGAGCUUAUGAUGCUGAGGCUCGGAGGAUCCGAGGCAAGAAAGCAAAAGUUAAUUUUCCUGAUGAAACUCCUUUGACUGCUCCAAAGCGCACCAUCAAGGCAAAUGCUCAAAAGCUAAUUCCAAAGGGUAGCCCUAACUCUUCCCAUUCGAAUCUGAGCCAGAGUUUUAAUUUCAUGAACAACUCUGAUCAGGAAUACUAUAGUAGUUUAAUGGAUGAGAAACCGUCAACCAAUCAAUAUGGGUAUCCAGAUUCCUUCCCUGCCAAUGGCGAAGUUGGACUAAAAUCACUUGCCCCAUCUGAGAAUGGUCGCAUGUAUUUUAAUUCAGACCAAGGAAGUAACUCUUUUGAUUGUUCUGACCUUGGAUGGGGAGAGCAGGGAGCAAAGACCCCAGAAAUCUCAUCGGUUCUUUCAGCUACCCUUGAAGGUGAUGAAUCCCAAUUUAUUGAAGAUGCUAACCCAAAGAAGAAACUGAAGUCUAACUCUCAGAAUGCAGUGCCUGUUGAAGAAAAUACUCCAAAUGGGCUUUCUGAGGAUCUCUCAGCUUUUGAGUCCCAGAUGAAGUACUUUCAGAUCCCAUAUCUUGACGGAAACUGGGAAGCUUCAAUGGAUGCCUUACUUGGUGGGGAUGCUGCUCAGGAUGGUGGAAACCCAAUGGACCUUUGGAGCUUUGAUGAUCUGCCUACUGUGGUGGGGGGAGUUUUCUGAGCAAACUUUUCCCUUGCUAGCCGGUCUUCUGUAAAUAAAGCUACAUGAAUGGUUGUUGCCAGUGUUGCAGUUUGAGUUCACGGUUGGACAUGCAUAAGGCUUCGCUGAAGAGUGUUUUCUUAGGUAGCUAUUGUUAUAUGGGGAGUAAAUAGGUAUUUAGGUAUCUUUUACUUUCAAGACUUUGAAUUGGCACUUUGAAUUUUAUGUCUGUAUCUUGAAGAUUAUAUGGGUUGGAAGACUGAAACCUGAUAAGAUACCACCUUUGCUGUUUGUUUUGAACAUGGUCACUACUUUCUUAGGGCUGUCAGUCCAUGGAUAUGUUUAUAUAUCUGUAUUGUGAUUUUUAUUUUUUAUUUUUUAUUUUCUUUUUAAAGCUUUGUUAUGGCAUAAGUGCCACAGCUAGAUUGCUUUGAAAGAUUGCUUUGAAUACUACUUUCCCAAUUCUGUCUCA